Molecule: messenger RNA, 540 nt
Organism: Penicillium waksmanii
Lineage: Eukaryota; Fungi; Ascomycota; Eurotiomycetes; Eurotiales; Aspergillaceae
Exons: 1
Coding region: 1-540 (179 amino acids)
Source: RefSeq, a predicted model, not a curated record
AUGCCAACCGAUUUUUCCGACAAUAGCUCGAGCAUCUACAGCAGGCCUCUUGAUGCGGCAAAACAUGAGACUUCAGCAAACCCUCUUCCUAAAAUUCCCUCGGUCGGCUUAUCGGCCCCUGAAAUCAACCUUCUAGAUCACCAAAUUGCCUUGGCAAGAGGAUCUACGAUGGCCUUGGAAAUGACACGAUCGCGUCUACAGCUUUGCAAGGGACAGAUCAACAUACCACGUGACGAUUUGAGGAGACAAAAGCUACGACAAAAGGCUCAGCAGGAACGCGAGAACGAAUUCUAUCAAGAUUGUUUUCAAAUAUUUCGCCAACUUAUCAUCACAAUCAUGGAAUCCACACAGGAUUUGGUAUUGCAGUAUCAUUUCAAUCCCGGGAAAGGGCCUGUGAAAGAUCCACGCUUGAUCCGAACAAUCAUACUCUUAAGGGUAGCACUAGACAAAUCACGAGCCAAAGAAGCUGAAGCCGAGAAGCGAUUGAAACAACAAUGGGAUGUUCCCUCCACGACUUUAUCAGCCCCCGGGUGGCUAUGA